ACCGGCCUCACCGGCCCGCUCCCCAUCUCUGCCUCCCUUCUAAACCCCCCUUCCCCCGAAAAACCCUGACCCAUAUCCGGUUUCUUCGUACGGGAAACCCGCCGGCCAUGGUUGGUUGCUACUCUUGCGUCGCUUGUAGCAGCUUACGCCUAUCUAUCUUUCCCACCGCCACCAUCGCCGCUGCCUCCUCCUCCUCCUCCUCCGCGGUUGCCAUCAAAUUUUCACCAAAAUCCGCAUUCCCAUUUCUCAGAAACACCAUUGGAUUAUCAUCUUGUCGUCGUCGAGUAAUUUACGCCGCUGCCUCCACCGGUAGAAGUAGUAAGACUACUACUCCUGACUACUACAAAGUUCUUAAAGUUCGUAAAAAUGCUACCUUGCAGGAGAUCAAGAGCUCCUAUCGAGCACUAGCUCGCAAGUAUCAUCCAGAUAUGAACAAGGCUGAUGGAGCAGAAGAGAAGUUCAAAGAAAUAAGUGCUGCAUAUGAGGUCUUAUCAGAUGAAGAGAAAAGAUCAUUAUAUGAUCGAUUUGGGGAGGCAGGUUUACAAGGGAAUUAUGAUGGAUCAGGUGCUGGUUUCCAGGAGGUGGAUCCAUUUGAAGUGUUUGGCACCUUCUUUGGGGAUUCAAAUGGGUUUUUUGGCGGGAAUGGCAUGAAUGAAUCAGGAGACAAUAACUUCAAUUUCAGAAACAAGGGCACCAACUCCCUCAACAUUCGGCAUGAUAUCUUUUUGAGCUUUGAAGAGUCCAUCUUUGGAGCAAAACGUGACAUUGAAGUUUCUUGCUUUGAGACAUGUGAUAAUUGUGGUGGAACAGGAGCUAAAUCAAGAAACUGUAUAAAAUCAUGUAACCAAUGUGGAGGAAGAGGAGCAGUAAUGCAAACUCAGGAAACACCAUUUGGGGUUAUGUCUCAGGUGUCUAGUUGCUCAAAAUGUGGUGGUGAUGGGAAGAUCAUAACUGAAAACUGUCAGUAUUGUGGAGGUGAAGGUAAUGUACAGAAGACUAGAACUGUGAAAGUGGUGAUUCCACCUGGUGUCACUGAUGAAGACACCAUGGGAAUACAAGGAGAGGGCAAUAUUGACAAAACAAGGAAUAGAGUUGGUGAUUUGUAUUUAGUCUUUCAUGUUAAGCAAAAACAUGGAAUUAAACGUGAAGGUCUUAAUCUUUACUCAGAGAUUAAUAUCGAUUAUACACAGGCAAUAUUAGGUACUGUGAUUAAGGUUGAAACUGUUGAUGGUGUAAAAGAUCUUCAUGUUCCUUCUGGAAUUCAACCAAGGGAAACCAUAAAACUGUCAAAGAUGGGAGUUCCAGAUAUUAAUAAGCCUUCUGUUAGAGGGAGUCAUCACUUCAUUGUGAAUGUCCACAUCCCUAAAUAUAUCAGCAACGAGGAACGCCUAUUGGUUGAAAAGCUGGCAGCAGUUCGGCAUCACACAGUUAACGGAAAUGAUACCUUUGGGAAAUAUAAACAAGAUUUCACUUCAAGCAAAAAGCUUGGCACAUCUAUAUGGAACUCAAUUCGAGACGUAGUCAGGGGACGAAAAUCUGGGGAUCGAUUUGCUUCCACAAGUAGCGUGUGCACUUCAGUAAACUACUGGAAACACAAUUCACCGAUUUCUCCAAUUAUAUUUUUUACUGCUGUUAUUCUUAUGUUUACAUGUAUAUUUAACUCAUCAUACAUGAAAGUGAAACAAAGACGAGGCUAAGUGGAGACAUGAAAGAUGUCAUAUGUAUGUCAACAAUCUUGUAAUAAGUUAUAAGAAAAAUAUUAUGUAAUUGUUGAAGCAA
Lactuca sativa (garden lettuce) is the source of this 1779-nucleotide messenger RNA. RefSeq lists its product as uncharacterized. NCBI's taxonomy places the organism in Eukaryota, Viridiplantae, Streptophyta, Magnoliopsida, Asterales, Asteraceae. Gene Ontology annotation, molecular function: ATP binding; heat shock protein binding. Gene Ontology annotation, biological process: response to heat; protein refolding. The record is from RefSeq and is a predicted model, not a curated record. Gene Ontology annotation, cellular component: cytoplasm; chloroplast thylakoid membrane.